This is a messenger RNA of Sarcophilus harrisii (Tasmanian devil), 3562 nucleotides long. RefSeq names its product TPD52 like 2 (gene TPD52L2). Gene Ontology annotation, cellular component: cytoplasm. Lineage: Eukaryota; Metazoa; Chordata; Mammalia; Dasyuromorphia; Dasyuridae. The record is from RefSeq and is a predicted model, not a curated record. The transcript is spliced from 10 exons. The coding region runs from base 235 to 918 and encodes 227 amino acids.
AGACUUCCACCAGGGAAGGGGCUAUAAUAAUGGUCCUACUUACAAAAGGCCUACUCAAUUCAAAAAAUCUACUUCUAAUCCUGUCAGUGCUCCUCCCUGCUUGCCACAGGGAGUAACUAGGCUUCCAGAUUAUUUACAAUAAUUCAGACUCUCUCUGUCAAGGCCCAUCUAACUACCAGGACCUCAACAGAUAUCAACCUGAAUUCUCCCAACAAAGGUCUGCUAUCAGAUACCAUGACUGAUGUGCCUGUGGAUACAGGAACUGCCAGGACCUCCAUUUCUGAGGGCUUGACAGAGGCAGAAGAAGAAGAGCUCAGAUCUGAACUCACUAAGGUGGAAGAAGAGAUUGUGACAUUACGGCAGGUCCUAGCAGCCAAAGAAAGACACUGUGGAGAGCUGAAGAGGAAGCUGGGCCUGACUCCUUUGGAUGGACUGAAGCAGAAUCUUUCAAAGAGUUGGCAUGAUGUUCAGGUCUCCAAUGCCUAUGUGAAAACAUCUGAGAAACUUGGCGAGUGGAAUGAGAAAGUGACACAGUCUGAACUAUAUCUUUCAGCAAGCAGCACAUUGGAGGACUGGAGUGAGAAAUUAACCCAUUCAGAAGCUUACAAGAAGACUCAGGAAACUCUUUCCCAGGCAGGACAGAAGACUUCAGCUGCCUUGUCCAAUGUGGGCUCUGCUAUCAGCAGGAAACUUGGAGAUAUGAGGGCUCACCCCUUCUCACAUUCCUUUAGCAGCUACUCCAUUCGUCAUUCAAUAAGUAUGCCAGCUAUGAGGAAUUCUGCAACCUUCAAGUCUUUUGAAGAUCGAGUUGGGACCAUAAAGUCCAAAGUCGUUGGUGGCAGGGAGAAUGGCAGUGACAACCUUCCUUCACCAACAGGAAGCAGUGACAAAACUCUGCAGGAUCAUGCUCCAUUCUAGACCCUUUUGGAUUUUUAAUCUCUGCCACAGAAUGAGUUCAAGAACCCUCUCAAUUUGUCAUGAGCAGCUCUGAGAAAAAAAAAAAAAACCAAUAUAAUGACCAUUCAAACCAGGAAAUGGACAGAGUCCAAUUUUGAGAAUCAUAUUCAUGCAUAAAUAGACACUUGCUGCUGGAUUUGAGUAAAAUAGAGAACAAAAAAGUUUUGUAUACAGAUAUUUUACACUAAAGUUUAUAGAUAAAAUGUAUCACUGUGCUGUUCUUCCUGGGGGGUACAUUUAAAUGGACAGAACUUCCUCAUUGGGUAUAGAAGCCAAAGCAUGAAUUCCCAUUUGAAAAACACUAUAGCUUAGUUGAAUGCUCAAAUAGAUUUUUGUUUGGGAAUGAAAAGAAGUAUAAUUAUGAACCAAACUUUUUGAAAACGUUAUUUUUUUUCUCCCUUCAGUUUCUGAAAGUUCCCAUAAAUAACCUAGAAGAUUCUAACUAGCUCAUUUUUUCCCCCAAAAAAAUUAUCAAGAUAUGAAACUGUCCAUUUUUCUGUGCCUUCCAGAAAGAAGACUUUAAUUAGGAGUUGCCUGGUUGUUACACUAAUGCUCAAGCUUUAACAAGACAAAAUCUUUAUUUUUUAAAUGCAGUGGACUUUUCAAAAAUCAAAAUGAAGCAAAGCAGCUUUCGCCUCAUAUUAGGGAAAUAUUAUCUUGGAAAUCUGAAGCCGAAAUGCAAGCCUUACAUCACCUUAUGCUUUACUUGUUUAUAAUCUUUUUAUAUAAAGAACUUAAAGGUUCUAAAGCUGGAUUUUGAGCACUGUGUGGUUUUGCAUUUAACCCUCGUGGCAGCAUGCCUAUGCCAGUUUGUGUGUUUAUUUAGCUUACUCUUUAACUUCAUUUGAGUGUAUGAAACUUGCUUCUCUGUUCUCCUCUGAAUUGCUGUAGCAGCUCCUAGCAGGUCCUUUCCUUUAGCUAAUCAGCUCAAAGGCUUCUAGCCAGCAAGGAAUAUCAUAACUAGAUGAGAGAUAAACCUCAAUCUUAAGCAACAUUUAAGGGACAACAACUCAUCCCUGUCCUACUGGCUAUUCUACUCUGAAUAAGCCCAAAUGAUUGUACAUUAUUGGUCAGUAAAUCUGAACCUGCCAUUGUUUACAGUAGGUAUGAAUGCAGAAAAAACUUAAUUUGAAGUAGGACUGGACCUUCCCCCAAGACAAGCUGGAGAUAGAUGGAGAACUGAUUUGGAUUAGCAGGAAUUUGUCUUGGGUUUUUGUUAACAUCCUAAUAUCAAUAUUUUUAGAAGCUCUGAGACUUUUUUUUUUUCUGUUUUUAAAAUGCCAUUUGUCAUUAUUUCUCAUGGCAAUUGCCCUGCCUAGUGUGAGGCAUGAUUUUGAGGGUGAAGUUUUGUGCCUUAUUGGCUCUCAGCAGUGGGAUUAAAAUCUGUUUGCUUGUAUACAUAUCAAUAAAAUCUCGCUGGCUGAAGGAAUACUCCCUCCAGCCCAAGAUAACUCUUAUUUUGUUCAGCCUUAAUGUUCUCCCUACUCUAGAGAAGCAAGUUCUGAUAUAUCAGUAUCUGUUUAUCAAUCCUAGGGGCUGCAUUCCACAAGAUGUUAGGAGACAAAUGAAGAAGAAAACAUACUAUGUAGUGUCCUUUUAUCAGGUUUUAUUAUUUGUGGCUGAAAUUGUUUUGAGGAACACUAAGGAGGAGGAGGUUGAAGGAGUGGUAACUGAUCUUCUCCUUCAGCUGAAUAUUGGAUAUUUGUCAAUAAAUUAUUUCUUUCAGGGCAAAAGAAAAACUGAGUUUAUAUGACAGGUUGUUUGUUUUACAGAAGGAGAUUUGAAUUUCUGAAUCUUUAGCAGAAAUACUAAUGAUCAAAUGCCCAAUAUUUUUGUGUUACUGUUAUGUUAUGGAGUAUAAAAUGUUCUUGCAGACUAUACAGCUAUAAAUGUAAUUGGGUUAUUCAGUUGAAGAUUUAGUAAAUAGUUCCUAAAUAUGGUUCUUUUAAAUCAUUAGGAAUACUAUAUUAUUGACAAUAAUAGAUGCGCUUUAAAGUUAAAAAAGUUCUACAUGUACUUUCUCAAUUGAGUUUUGCAACAACUUGGACCCAAAUCAACAUGCCUUUGUAUCUUUCUCCUAAUGUAUAAGUUGAUUCAAAUGCAGGAUGGAUGGCCCAAAAUAGUUUAUAGUAUCAAAGAGUUGCAUAGAAUUGUAAGAGACUUCAGUAAUUAUCCAGUACUUGAAAAAGAAAUCCCAUAAUAUAGCAAGUAAAGUGGUCAUCUAACUUUUUGGUAGAAAAGUUGAUUUUUUAAGUUACUUUCAGUUGUAAAUCCCAGGAUUCGCCUCUGAAGGCAGCUUCUUCCAUUUUGAAGAAGUUAAGAAGUUUUUCUUGACAUUAAGCCUAAAUUUGCCUCCUUGCAAAUUCUACCUAUUGCUCCUCGUUCUCUCCUCUGGGGUCCAUCAGAAUAAGUCUAAUCUCUUUUCCACAUGAUAACCCUUAAAAAUACUUGGGGGAAAAAAACUAUCAUAUCUCCCUUCCCCACCCAUUCAAUAAAUUAAACAUGCCAACUCCUUUAAUCUUAAUAUAUCAUAGAUUCAAUGCCUUUCAUUAUUCUGGUUGUCCCCCUCUGGAUAUUUUCCAGCUAAUAAAAAUUCUUAAACUGU